Messenger RNA from Hymenoscyphus albidus, 387 nucleotides. NCBI's taxonomy places the organism in Eukaryota, Fungi, Ascomycota, Leotiomycetes, Helotiales, Helotiaceae. The record is from the annotation of a GenBank genome assembly.
AUGUCAAACACAAAAUCCAAAUUCUCAACCGCCUUCACAAAAAACGGGACCAUCACCCAGUUCACUGAGAAAAUCCCACUUGUGGGCCACCUCACAGCCACAGUACAAGCUUUAUCUGGCAAUCCCUCACAAGCCAAACGAGCCUUAGCGACUAGCACCAAUGGACUUGUGGUCGCGGCUGGCGCCGUUGGGGGAUACAUAUUAGCUGGACCUCCCGGUUCCAUGGUCGGUGGCGCGCUCGGUUCAGCGGUUGGAAUUGGAGUUGAAUAUGGGAUUGCGCAGACGAUUAAGGAUAUGGAUAUCCGCGAGAUGGUGGGCGAUGUGAGCUUGGGGAGGUUUGCGAGAAGUAUGGCUUUUGAUGGGUUCUUGAGUGGGCUUACGAGUUGA